GCUAUUUUUCAAAAAUUAAAGCAGAUUUUAUACCACAUCUUGAAGAAAAUAAUAUUAAAGAAUUAACUACAUGGUCACAAUUAGAAUAUACUACUAGAGAAAGUUGGAUUUUAGAUAUCGUUGAAGAAUAUUUAAAACAAAAAUUAAUAGAUAGGGCUGAUAAUUUUAAACAAAGAAAUAAAAAAACGAAUUUACAAGUUGAAUCAAAUAUACAAGUUGCAAGUAAUGAUGACUUAGAAAUAUUAUCACAAAUUAAUGAAACUGAAAAGUAUAAUCAUACAAACAAAGAAAAUAUAUCUAGAUCUAAACAACUUACUGCAUCUAAUUCUAAUUUUAGUAGUUUUAUUAAACAUACUUCUGGCAAUAAUAUGACUAAUUAUAAAUAUGUAGACUCUACAAGUAAUAUAGAAUCUGAUGCUAUAUCUAGCAGUGAUGAAGAAAUAAAUAAAAAUGUUUUUUCUCAAUCAUAUCAAA
Messenger RNA from Racocetra persica, 474 nucleotides. The record is from the annotation of a GenBank genome assembly. Lineage: Eukaryota; Fungi; Glomeromycota; Glomeromycetes; Diversisporales; Gigasporaceae.